Molecule: messenger RNA, 570 nt
Organism: Didymodactylos carnosus
Lineage: Eukaryota; Metazoa; Rotifera; Eurotatoria; Philodinida; Philodinidae
Source: the annotation of a GenBank genome assembly
AUGAGCGCGACUGAGGUUGACCAUAUGGCGACACAAAGGAAUGGAGAAGAUGUAAGUCGAGGUCUUGAGAAAAUUGAAAACAAAGAAAUGACAUUGAGACAAUCUGCGAAAGCCUUCAAAAUCCCACCAGGAACAUUAUCAGCAAGAAUAUCUCUCAAACCGAUUAUCACAUUGCAAGGUUCAACGUGUCAAGAUUUGUUGAAAUAUGCUGCUGAAUAUGUGGAACUGGUGAAGUUAACAGCUCGUUUUCCAAACGGAGCACCAGCCUGUGACUUAUGGCUUCGUGAAAAGAUGGAAGGAUACGUUAAAACUGAUGAACAGUGUGAAACUGGAAAAAGUACAUGCAAAAGGCGUCACAACAGAGACCGUAAACGCAAAUUUAUAAGUGUGACGAAUCCAGUUUUAACGAUGAUCCGGGAAAAAGAAGGUUCUGGUCAGUCGAGAAACGAAAUAUGCGAAUCAAUUCACAGCAGUAGUGGCAAAUCCCAUACGACGGUAUUGUUAACAAUCGCCGCUAACGGUACCAAUGAUGCAGUUGGAAGUCAAUAUCGAGAUAAACAAUUUGAAUAG